CGGACCCGGCCAUGGCGUCACUGCCGCCACUAAUCUGCCUCUUUGUCGCCGCCGCGCACCUGGCGGGGGCUCGAGUCACUACCCCCCAUGAGGAGCCCACCACAACUGCCUGGGGCUUUGAAGGUCCAUCUCAGCGCCCUGGACAGCCCUCGCCAGCCUUGGAGGACUGGGAAGAGGCCAGCCAGUGGACGUCCUGGUUCAACGUGGACCACCCCGGCGGCGACGGCGACUUCGAGAGCCUGGCUGCCAUCCGCUUCUAUUACGGGCCAGCGCGGGUGUGCCCGCGGCCGCUGGCGCUGGAAGCGCGCACCACGGACUGGGCCCUGCCGUCAACUGUAGGCGAGCGUGUGCACUUGAACCCCACGAGAGGUUUCUGGUGCCUCAACCGCGAGCAGCCCCGCGGCCGCCGCUGCUCCAACUACCACGUGCGCUUCCGCUGCCCGCUUGAGGCCACGUGGGGCUCGUGGGGCCCAUGGGGUCCCUGCUCAGGCAGCUGCGGGCCAGGCCGUCGCCUGCGCCGCCGCCGCUGCCCAAGCCCGGCGGAGGAUGCGUGUCCCGGGCGUCCCCUGGAGGCGCAGAAGUGUGUACGUCCUCCAUGUCCAGGGUGCAGCUCCAAGACCUGCAUGUGCCCUGACCACAUCCUUCUGGGCUCCGUGGUCACUCCAUCUGGGCGUCCACUGCCAGGAGCCAGGGUCUCCUUGAGAGACUGGCCUGGCACUGUGGCCAUCACCGAUGCCCAUGGGAUCUUCCAGAUGCCUGGAGUGUGUGCCAGCAGCCGGGCCAACGUCAGUGCCCAAAUGGAUGGCUUCUCUGCAGGCCUGGGCCAGGCCCAGGCCAAUGGCUCUAUCUCUGCAGUGGUCACUGUUGUCCUUAAUAAGUUGGAGAAGCCCUACCUGGUGAAGCAUCCUGAGUCCCGAGUGCGAGAGGCUGGCCAGAACGUGACCUUCUGCUGCAAAGCCUCAGGCACCCCCAUGCCCAAGAAAUACUCCUGGUUCCACAACGGGACCCUGCUGGACCGGCGAGAACACAGGUACGGGGCCCAUCUGGAGCUGCGUGAGCUGCGCCCAGACCAGGCGGGCACCUACCACUGCAAAGCCUGGAAUGAUGCGGGCACUGUGCGCUCAGGCACCGCCCGGCUCACCGUGCUUGCCCCGGGCCAGCCAGCCUGCAAUCCCCAGCCCCAAGAGCAUCUGAUCAAGCUCCCAGAUGACUGUGGUCAGCCUGGCAGUGGCCCCACCUACUUGGAUGUGGGUCUCUGCCCUGGAACCCUCUGCUUCAGCCCUGCCUCCAGCUCCAGGUGUGGGGACUCAGGGUCCCGCUGCUGCUCCGUUCGCCGCCUGGAGAGCAGGGAGAUCCACUGCUCCAACUAUGUCCUCCCCGUCAAAGUGGUGGCUGAGUGUGGCUGCCAGAAAUGUCUGCCCCCUCGGGGGCUGGUUCGGGGUCGCGUGGUGGCUACUGACUCUGGGGAACCCCUGCGCUUUGCCCAGAUCCUGCUUGGUCGGGAGCCUAUUGGAUUCACAUCUUACCAGGGCGACUUCACCAUUGAGGUGCCACCCUCCACCCAGCGGCUGGUGGUAACUUUCCUGGACCCCAGCGGGGAGUUCAUGGACACUGUCAGAGUUCUGCCUUUUGACCCUCAAGGUGGCGGCGUGUACCACGAUGUCAAAGCCAUGCGGAAGAAAGCCCCUGUCAUCUUAGAUGCCAGCCAGAGCAACACGAUCCCUCUUGGGGAGCUGGAAGAGGAGGCCCCGUUGGGCGAACUGGUCCUCCCGCCCGGAACCUUCCGCAGAGCCGAUGGCGAACCCUACACCGGGGCUGUGGAGGCCCGGGUGACUUUCGUGGACCCUCGAGAUCUCACCUCGGCGGCGGCCGCCCCCAGUGACCUGCGCUUUGUGGACAGUGAUGGCGAGCUGGCGCCGCUGCGCACCUACGGCAUGUUCGCGGUGGACCUCCGCGCCGCGGGAUCCGCGGAGCAGCUGCAGGCAGGGCCCGUGGCCGUGCGCGUCAACGCCGGCCAGAUCCACAUGGCGGGCCACGUGGAGGCCCUCAAGCUGUGGUCUCUGAACCCUGACACAGGCUUGUGGGAGGAGGAGAGCGGCUUCCUGCGAGAGGGGUCAGCGACCCCUCGGGUCCGCAGGGAGGAGCGGGUCUUCCUGGUGGGCAACGUGGAGAUCCGCGAGCGGCGUCUGUUCAACCUGGACGUGCCCGAGCGCCGCCGCUGCUUCGUGAAGGUGCGCGCCUAUGCCAACGACAAGUUCACCCCUAGUGAGCAGGUGGAGGGUGUGGUGGUCACGCUGGUAAACCUGGAGCCUGCCCCCGGCUUCUCGGCCAACCCCCGUGCCUGGGGCCGCUUCGACAGUGCGGUCACGGGUCCUAACGGCGCCUGCCUCCCGGCCUUCUGCGACAUGGACAGGCCGGAUGCCUACACCGCCUUGGUCACCGCCACACUGGGCGGGGAGGAGCUGGAGCCCGCCCCCUCCCGGCCCCGCCCACACGCAGCCACCGUGGGUGUGACGCAGACCUACCUGGACAAGCUGGGUUACCGCCGCACCGACCACGACGACCCCGCCCUCAAGCGCAAUGGCUUCCGCAUCAACCUUGCUAAACCCAGGCCCGGUGACCCCGCCGAGGCCAACGGCCCCGUGUACCCGUGGCGCAGCCUGCGAGAGUGCCAGGAGGCCCCGGUGACUGCUAGCCACUUCCGCUUCGCGCGCGUGGAGGCGGACAAAUACGAGUACAACGUGGUCCCAUUCCGCGAGGGCGCGCCGGCCUCCUGGACUGGAGACCUCCUGGCCUGGUGGCCCAACCCCCAGGAGUUCCGGGCCUGCUUCCUCAAAGUGAAGAUCCAAGGCCCCCAGGAGUACAUGGUUCGCUCCCACAACGCUGGGGGCAGCCACCCGCGCACCCACGGCCAGCUCUACGGGCUUCGGGAUGCCCGGAGCGUCCGAGACCCAGAGCGCCCCAGCACAUCGGCCGCCUGUGUGGAGUUCAAGUGCAGCGGGAUGCUAUUUGACCAGCGUCAGGUGGACAGGACGCUGGUGACCAUCAUGCCCCAGGGCAGCUGCCGCCGCGUGGCAGUCAACGGGCUCCUGCGGGAUUACUUAGCCAGGCACCCUCCCGCCGCCCCAGCUGAUGACCCCGCUGCCUUCAGCAUGCUGGCCCCGCUGGACCCUCUCGGUCACAACUACGGUGUCUACACGGUCACCGACCAGAGCCCAAGGCUGGCCAAGGAGAUUGCCAUCGGCCGCUGCUUUGAUGGCUCCUCCGACGGCUUCUCUCGGGAGAUGAAGGCCGAUGCUGGCACAGCUGUCACCUUCCAGUGUCGGGAGCCACCAGCCGGCCGGCCUAGCCUCUUCCAGAGGCUGCUGGAGUCCCCAGCAACAGCGCUUGGUGACAUCCGCAGGGAGAUGGGUGAGGCGGCCCGGGCGCAGGCUCAAGCCACAGGUCCUCUCCGUACCCGCCGGGGCAGGGCCCGGCAGUGACCUGGGCUCACGGCCUCACUCUUCUGCCUUGCUCCGGACUCCUCUGUACCUGGGAAGUCUCAGCUCCCUUCCCCAGAUGUUCCCCCCCCAGGUUUCUGGGCCCCCCCUCUCCCUCCCUUGCCCAGAGUUCAGAGUCAAGACAAGAACUAGGAGGGUCAGGUGUGGAAAUGCCGGACAGGGGACUGUUGCUGUGUGAGGCAAAUUGGGCAGGAGCCAGCAUCCUGGGAGACCAUUGGGCAGCCUACUCAGGCCUGGGGGGCAGGGGGUGGAUGUUGUUCCCAGCUCACAUGCCGGCUCUGAAUUUAUGUGUGUUUUGACCCUGAUUUCAGAUAUUCUGCCCCUUGAGAUUUCCAGCCUUCUGCCUGAAGCCCCCUCUGCUUGUCGCCAAGCUGGGUGCUUCACUGGGUCCCCUGCCCCAAGCUUUGUUUUAGGGGUUAUUUAUUGAAACAAAGCCCAGGGGCUGGUCAUGGGGGUAAGAGAGGGGGUCCCGGCCCCAUGAAAGUCAUAGGCAAGGGCUUCUUGGUUCUGGGGCUGAGGGGCACAGUUCUCACAUGUUUGGUGCUUGGAGACCCCCCAGGGGGGUUGGGGCAGGGAAUCAAUUAAAGAUGCUUCAUUUCCAA
Molecule: messenger RNA, 4102 nt
Organism: Suricata suricatta (meerkat)
Lineage: Eukaryota; Metazoa; Chordata; Mammalia; Carnivora; Herpestidae
Gene: CILP2
Product: cartilage intermediate layer protein 2
Exons: 8
Coding region: 12-3482 (1156 amino acids)
Source: RefSeq, a predicted model, not a curated record